AUGUUGAAGCCAAAGGAUCUGUGCCCUCGGGCGGGCACUCGUACUUUUUUGGAGGCGAUGCAAGCUGGCAAGGUGCACCUGGCGCGUUUUGUUCUGGACGCACUGGACCGUAGCAUCAUUGAUUGUCGGGCGGAGCAGGGGCGCACGCCGCUCAUGGUGGCGGUGGGGCUGCCAGACCCCACGCUCAGAUCCCGCUUCGUACGGCUGCUGCUGGAACAGGGCGCGGCCGUGAACCUGCGAGACGAGAGGGGCCGCACGGCGCUGAGCCUGGCCUGCGAGCGGGGCCACCUGGACGCGGUGCAGCUGCUGGUGCAGUUCAGCGGCGAUCCAGAAGCGGCCGAUUCGGCGGGCAAUAGCCCAGUGAUGUGGGCCGCCGCGUGUGGCCACGGCGCCGUGCUCGAGUUCCUGGUGCGCUCUUUCCGCCGCCUUGGCUUGCGCCUCGACCGCACUAACCGCGCGGGCCUCACAGCAUUGCAACUCGCGGCCGCCCGAGGCCACGGGCCUUGCGUCCAAGCGCUCACAGGGCCCUGGGGCCGUGCUGCCGCCGCAGCGGCGGCCCGCGCCCGGGGCUCUACCUCGGACAGUCCCCCAGGCCGGCCCAGUGCUGCGCCUAGCCCUGAGCGUCGCCGGCCUAGCCCCCGCCGCCUUCCGCGGCCCCUUUUGGCCCGCUUCGCCCGGGCAGCUGGCGGCCAUGGGGGUGAAACAGGCACCGGGAGCAAGGGCUCGGGCCGACAGAGAUCGUUGGGCAACGAGCGGCCUGAAUUUGGCCGCAGCAUGAGCUUGGCUCUGGGCUCGGUGACCGAGGAAGAGGCUGCGCGGGUCCGGGCGGCAGCCCAGCUCCCCCAGCCAAAUUCCCCUCAGGCCUCGGGCACCGGGAGGUGGCGCUCGCAGGAGCUACUGGAAGGCAAGGCUCUGGCCCUAAUCAAGGCUCCUGGUGGGCUCACCCCCCAUCCUGAGGGCGCCCCUGGGAAAGGCCGUCUCGGUCUGCGCCGCCGUUCUACUGCGCCGGACAUCCCCAGCCUAAUGGGGGAGGUGCAAGGGUCAGACGGCGGGCUGGAGCAGGAGCUUGACUCGCUGCCCCUCACUCUGCCUGGCCAGCAGACCCCUUGGCAGGGGGGUACCGAGGCAGAAGCAGUGGUCUUACAAGCCCAGCGGUGA
This is a messenger RNA of Vombatus ursinus (common wombat), 1158 nucleotides long. RefSeq names its product ankyrin repeat domain 63 (gene ANKRD63). Gene Ontology annotation, molecular function: protein binding. The record is from RefSeq and is a predicted model, not a curated record. NCBI's taxonomy places the organism in Eukaryota, Metazoa, Chordata, Mammalia, Diprotodontia, Vombatidae. The coding region runs from base 1 to 1158 and encodes 385 amino acids. The transcript has a single exon.